This is a messenger RNA of Punctularia strigosozonata HHB-11173 SS5, 348 nucleotides long. RefSeq lists its product as uncharacterized. The record is from RefSeq and is a predicted model, not a curated record. The annotation marks the transcript as partial. The transcript has a single exon. Lineage: Eukaryota; Fungi; Basidiomycota; Agaricomycetes; Corticiales; Punctulariaceae.
GAAUCAAGUGUGUACGAGAUAGAAUUGCCAAAUGAUUUACGGCAGCGGAGAGUACACCUGCGAUUCCAUAUAUCGAAGCUUCGGCCCCACGUGCCGAAUGACGACGCCAAGUUCCCGGGUCGCGAAGCCACGAGCUUCUACGACUUCGGGCAACCCGAUGAGCUCGAACGAGAAGUCGAGGAGAUUGUCGCCCAUGAAUGGGACGACGAUGAAAUAUUAUUUUUAGUACGAUGGACCUUCGGCGAUAGUUCUUGGGAACCAUGGGUUAACAUAGAGAAUUUGGCCGCGAUAGACAGAUAUUUCGAAGCUCAAGGGGUAACUACAUAUCAAGAAUUACCUCGGAAUCGU